AUGUCCGCAUCCUCAUUGCUGAUGCACCCGAGUCAUCGUCGACACCUGCUGGCGAUCGCAUCGACCGGUGCUUGUCCGUGCCGGCCGUUCUCGUCAUCGUCAUCGGCAUCGGCUUUGGGUGCGACAUCGGCGUUGGCCUCCCUGAUCCCGGAAGAGGAUUCCGUCACCAUCACUCCAAGUUCAUCGACACCCAAACCCCUCGUCGAGACGCGUGAUCCGGAACAGGACCCGCUGCGCAAGACGUCCUACCUCUAUUUCAACACGGUCUUUCCCAUUCGACUUGCCGCUUGGGACCUGGUCAGUGGGCAUCAUGCAUCAAGCCUACCAGGGGUUGACCGUUUACUGAAUACUGGGAUCGAGUCUCCCCACAGCGAGAAGUCUAUGCCCGAUUGGAAGAAAACAAACUGCUGCAAGAGGUGCACUCGAUCGUACCCGAGGACCCCCUUUACGAUCUCGAGGUCGAACAAGUCACCCCAAGGGUCAAGGACGGUGGUGCCUUUGUUCGUUUCUCGUGGUCCGUCCCAACUCGGCCCUUUUUGGAGCAUGAUCCCGUCGCUUUGGACAAAGCCGCACGGGAAGCCGACAAGACGGUCGUGGAUGCCUUGUACGAGAUUGAAUCGGAAGCAGUUGAGUCUCGCUCCUCUGAAGCAUCUUCACCUCUCCGAGGACCCCACUAAAGCUCUCACCCGCUGCCGACGAAUGCAUAGAAAAUGGUCCUGAAAUCACGCGAACUGAGACCAUGGUGGGAAUUUUCGUCACGGUGGUUCUCGUGGGCCCAACCACAAGCCUUCUUGGUCAAGGGCAAACCCUGGAUGGAGGAUAUGAACCGCUUCCCCAACUCGACGAUCCGAAUCGAGUUCGAAGGUCCCGAAAUCCCACAGGAAGAACUGUACGAAGUGUUCCGACCUUAUGGCAGGAUCGUCGAUAUCAUUCCCCAACCGCCCUCGAGCAAGGACACGCCACGCUACGCCAACAUCACUUUCAGCUCGAUCCGUUCCGCCGCCUCGGCGAGAAACUGUCUCCAUUCGGCCGUCGUGCCGAGUUCAUUACCGGUCCCGAACCCACCCCCACCGACGGUGUUGAGGAUCUUGUACGCCGAGCGACAAAAGGCGCACUACAUCAAGGACUUUACGACCACCCACCCGAGGAUCGUCAUACCUCUUAUUGUCGCACUCUUGGGAGCCAUCUCGUUGCAGGUCUUUGACCCGAUCCGAGAAUUCUUCGUUUCAGCGCAUGUCGAAGGGACGUUCGAUUCGGAUAGGUGGACGAUUGUGAGAUGGCUCAAGAGGGAGACGUUGGGCAGAUUGGGCUUGACCAAGUACCGAACCUUGGACGGGGCCGAAAAGACCGGCAUCGAGAGGGAGCGAGAAGCGGCGAAGGAGCAGCUCGUCACUUGGUUGAGGGAUGCACCAGGUACGGUGCUUUAGGGUCAAUUUGGGCAUGUUGGCGUCUCCUGCUUACGGCCGUUCUUGACUCGGGACAGAAACCUUCACCAUGGUCACGGGGCCGAAAGGUUCGGGCAAGACGAUGCUCAUCGAUGAAGUCGCUCGCCACUCAAAGUAGGCCGAGAAACGGGGUACGCAGCAACACCGAGAGGGUUUGAAUUGAUCCCGAGGCUUUGUCCUACAGGCACGUUCUCGUCAUCGAUUGCACCCAGCUAUGUCGCAAUGGCCGUUCGGACCAGAAACUGAUUCAGGAACUCGCGUCAAGUGUCGGUUACCGCCCUUUGUUCACCUUGGGAGCGAGCGUCAACAACUUGAUUGAUUUGGCGUCGAUGUCGCUUAUCGGACAAAAAGCCGGAUUUUCGGCUAGCUUGAACGAGCAGUUGAAGGCGGUGCGUUUGCCACAUUGCCCUGCGGUGCUAUCAAAAAAGAAAUGCUCACCAUGCCGUUCUCGGAAUGACAGAUCCUCGAAGUGACCGCCUCGGCCUUGAACAAGAUCGCCACGACAGCGACGCUCAAAGCCUCAACGGCAGCCAAGAACGCCGAAGCGAAACGCCUACUUGAAACGUCGCGGGAAGCCAUCGUCGCCCAACUCGAAACGGAAGGAAUUCGAGAUGGUCGAGUCGACGCGGUCGCCGGCAACGGAGCGAUGUCCGAACUAGGGGGUGGGAUUGAGAAGCCGGAGGAACAGGGUUAUGUGACAAUUGUGGGCCCUAAUAGUGCUAAUAUGGUCAAGGCGCUGGCAUGUGAGAAGGACUCGGUCGGAGAGGGGGACACAGUCGCGGCUUUGCCGAUCGUCGUGCUCAAGGGGUGAGUCAAGAUCGUCAGCAUGGGCUCACCGCAGAGCUGACGAGGAACUCGGUAUCUCGCAGCUUCGCGGCCAAAGGUGAAUCGAAACAAGAAGUCCUAUGGGAUGUUCUAGCCGACUGGGCCGCCUUGUUGGUCGAGAACAAAGUGGCCCAUGUCGUCUUCACCUCAGACUCGGUCACAGCCUCGAAACCACUCUCCCGAGCUCUCCCCAACAAGCCCUUCAACGUCAUCGCCCUCAACGACGCCUCCCCCGAAGCCGCGAUCCAAUUCGUCGAAGCCAAACUGGGCGAAGUCGAAAAGACCCUUCCGCUCGACGCCCACGAACACGUCUGGAAACUAGGUGGCCGACAAACGGAUCUGGAAUUAUUGGUCUCCAAAAUCCAUGCGGGUGCCGAACCCAAAGAAGCGGUACAGGACAUCGUGUCGAGGAAUGCGACCGAGAUUAGGAAGACGUUCUUUGGGGAUGAUGAGAGUGAGGCGAAAGGGUUAAAAUGGACAAGGGAACAGGCUUGGAAGAUAUUGACGGGUUUGACUAGGCAAGAAGAGGUGAGUCGGAGUGGGCCGGCUUGGGGUGGAUCAUCCACGCUGUCUUGCUCACCUCAAGAUGAACUUUCCUCCCUCUCCCAACAGCUCAAAUACGCCGACGUCCUCUUUAACGCCCCCUUCAAAUCCGACGAAGCGGCGCUGCGUUCGCUCGAAAAUUCGGAAUUCAUCAUCAUUUCCCACCGCGAUGGACGACCUUCGACGAUCCGACCGGGCAAACCCGUCUACCGCUCGGCGUUCUCCCUGCUCCUCUCCGACUCGGUUUUCCGGUCUUCGAUCGAAUUCCAAAUCAAUGCUUCGGCCAUAAACACUACCACGACCGAGCUCAACGCCGCUUCCAAGAGCCUCAUUGAAUUGAGUCAACUGUUCGGCGACGCGACGGGGAAAUUCGUCUUUGGGGGUGGGAGCCAUGUGCCGAGGGAGAUUGAGGUGAGGGUCGCAGGGUUGUUGGGUAAGAUGAGGGAAUGCGAGGACAAGUUGGAGAGGUUGGAGGAGGAGAAAAAGGAUUUGUUGAGGGUGUUGAAGGAGGCUUCGUAA
Messenger RNA from Microbotryum saponariae, 3332 nucleotides. The record is from the annotation of a GenBank genome assembly. NCBI's taxonomy places the organism in Eukaryota, Fungi, Basidiomycota, Microbotryomycetes, Microbotryales, Microbotryaceae.